Molecule: messenger RNA, 1820 nt
Organism: Exophiala mesophila
Lineage: Eukaryota; Fungi; Ascomycota; Eurotiomycetes; Chaetothyriales; Herpotrichiellaceae
Exons: 1
Coding region: 118-1767 (549 amino acids)
Molecular function (GO): zinc ion binding
Source: RefSeq, a predicted model, not a curated record
CACAGAUUCACAUAUAUUAAGUAUCAAGUCUCACUUGAAUGCCACACAUCUUUCCAUCCCAUCCAAUACUCCCUUCUCCCUCACCAACCAGCAUGACAAUUUCUCUCAUUGCCCGCUAUGGAGCACGACGACAAUCCUCUUCUUCCAUCCCACCCCCCACUCUCAACAGAAGAUCUCCCCCUCCAUAGUCCCAUCCAACCUCACCUCGACACCUUGUUCGCCGAGUUCGCUAGGUCUCGUCCACGAAUCUCUCCUCCUCGAUCCCCCAUCGCAGCCUCGACCCUCUCUCGCCGUCUCUCAAGUCCCACCACCGACAAAUCUCCUCCAAGCCCUAAACUCGAUCUCCGCGCCCUCGACUAUGCCCAAGACUAUGACUCUCAUCUCAUGUGUCCCAUUUGCCAUGUCCCUUUUGUCGAUCCUGUCGUCCUCGAAUGCGACCACACCUUCUGUCAGUCAUGUCUGACAGACUACCGAGACGGUGCUACGAGCGAUACUCGCACCCGCUGUCCCACCUGCCGAGCCUUUUUGUGGUCCUCCCCUCGCAAGGCCUCCAGACUCAUCGUCAACAUGUGCCAUGAAAUCAAAGUGCACUGUCCAAAUGAGGGUUGUACUCAAGUCACCGCGAGAGGAUUCGUUCAGCGCCAUGCAACAACCGAAUGCCCUCACCAACGCUUAAAGUGCCCUGAUCCUGAGUGCGACAAACUGGUUAGCAGGAAAAACUUUAUCCCGGACCAGUGCAUCCACACCACUCAUGUGGAGUGCGACUGUGGUACUGUUAUUGAACUAGGGCGCGGGGACUGGCUUCGACACAAAGACGAAGAAUGUCCAAAUACUGGGGCCAAAUGUCAAAGAUGUGACAAGCGCGUUGCAACCAGGGACUCCCUCGAUGGCUCUCUCGGACACGUUUGCAACACUGACGACCAUCAGAUAUGCCCAGGUCAAGAAUUUGGAUGCUCGGAAGAUAUCGAGCCAGAAAAUCUCGAGUCUCAUAUCAGAACAUGUUCUAAAGCCAUACUCGCCUUGCACCUUCAAAAGCAGGAUCAACUUUUGAAAAAUUUACAAGAACAGUUGAACAUGACCAAAGUACGCAACGAAGUCCUUGAAAACGGAUUUGAAAAGGUCAAUGAAUUGAUCAAUGAGAACAUCUUGCCUCGAAUCUCUCAAUCAGACCAAUCCGCGGAAGACAAUUCCGACGUGGAGGAAAUUGAACGAGACCAUAUCCCGUCAGCUACCUCACAUCGCGAUCUGUUAAUGCCCGCCCAUCUCCGAGCUCUAACUCCAUCUCCUGACCCAGACCUAUCAACCAUCGCCCAAACACAACAGCACAUGUUAGCCCUACAUGAGUCUCUGCGAGGAAACGUCGCGAAUCUUGAGCAAGAUAUCUCUGCCCUCGCAAAUCAACUUUCAGAUCUAGAUGCCCGGUCGUCGAUGCAUCUCAUGAAUGAGACACUUCGAAUCAAGGAAGACUUAGCCCACACCAACGCCGCCUUAUUCAGCACCCGGGCUCAGGUUCAGUGGUUGUUGAACCGUGAGAGAAUCGGGGCUCAGCAACAGGCCAUGGGAAUAAGAGGCCGAGCACCAUCGGCCCAGCCACCGGGUCCUAAUAUUCCCUCCUCUGCCAGAAGUUCCAUGUCAGAAGGAACCGACGCCGGCGGGCAGGGCUCCAGCUCUGAGAACCAACCCUCGACCUCUAAUCUAGCUGCGAGCCCUAGUUUUAGGCCGCAAGUGCGAAGACUGAGUGGCAGUCAGGAGAGGGUCAAGUUGUAGUGUCACUGAGGCCUGAUCUCAGAGGCGGCGUAGAAUAACGCUGUGUGCAGUUG